UAUGUAUAUAUAUACCAGAUACAAAUCACAUAUUUAUGUGGUAAAGAGGGUGACACCCCAAUUGUGAAAAUGGGUAAGGUUGUUUUUCCCAUCUCGGCCAUUCAAUUCAUCAUCUUCUCUCUUCUUCUGCCUUCAUCUUCCCUGGUUAAAGUUCAGGGAGACCAUAUCGAUUUCGUAAGAACUCUAAACAAGAAGACUCUCGAUCUCCAAAAUGAAAAGCUCAGCCAUUUUCGAGUUUUCUGGCACGACAUUGUUACCGGAUCCGACCCGACAGCCAUCCAAAUCCUUCCUCCAGCAAACAACACGAAAUUCUCAUUCGGCAAGGCAAGAAUGAUCGAUAAUCCCUUAACGUUAAACCCUGAACUGAACUCGACGCUAGUGGGAAGAGCUCAAGGGUUUUACGCUUUCUCUUCGCAGCACGAGAUCGGGUUGUUAAUGGCGAUGAACUUUGCUUUUACAGAAGGGAAAUAUAACGGGAGUACGAUAACGAUAAUGGGUCGGAACACGAUAUUUUCAGAGGUGAGAGAGAUGCCGGUGAUCGGAGGAAGCGGGCUUUUCCGAUUUGCGAGAGGGUAUGUGGAAGCUAGAACUCAUACGAUCAAUACGACGACGUCUAAUGCUAUUGUUGAGUAUAAUUGUUACGUAUUGCAUUAUUGAACGUAUAGUUUUUAUGUUUUUCUUGAGAAUCACGUUUCAAGUGCCUUCCGAGUCAUGCUUUGUCUCACUCUUCGUGAUAAAUGUAGGGUUGGUUGGGAUAAUUAUUUCCGAAACAUGGGUUAGGUUCGAUAUACAUACGUAUACAUAUAUACAUAUAUGUGUGUAUGUAUAUGUGUAUGUAUAUGUGUAUGUAUGCAUGGGUUAGGCAAGAAAUGAUUAUGAUUAGCUAUGUGAUUUAUUUAAAUAUUCUUUAUUGAAAGCUCUUUACUCUAUU
Carica papaya (papaya) is the source of this 931-nucleotide messenger RNA. Its product is annotated as dirigent protein 22-like. The record is from RefSeq and is a predicted model, not a curated record. NCBI's taxonomy places the organism in Eukaryota, Viridiplantae, Streptophyta, Magnoliopsida, Brassicales, Caricaceae.